AUGAAAGAUGGAACAGCUGCAGCUUGGAGUGAAGCCAAAAUGACGGAAUCCAAAACCAACAAUACCUACCCCACAUGGGCAGACUUUAUGAAAAACUUCACCACCAGCUUCAAAACAGCCAAUGUAAAAGGGACAACCUUGGCAUCCCUUAUAAAGAUGAAAAUGGAACAUAGAGAAAAUGUGGUUGCAUUUAAUUCCAGGUUCAUGCUGGAUGCAGGAAAAAGCGGAAUCAAUAAUGAAGCAAUGAUUAUGGUUUAUCAGAAGGCCAUUUGCCCACCGCUACUCAGAGAAGCCAUAACUUCUGGAGAAUUAAAAACGGUUGAAGAGUGGAUGAACAUGGUAGCAAACCUUGAUGCCAAUUGGACCAGUGCCAACUCCAUUUUGGAAGGAGCAUGGGGAAGCCGAGACAAAAAGAACUAUAAAGGAGGAAACAAAGGAGGAAAAGGAGAAUCCUCUACCAGUAUAAAAAGAUUAACCAAGGAAGAAGGCAAAAACAGAAGAAAAGAAGGUAGAUGCUUCAUCUGCAAUGAAAAGGGGCAUAUUAGCAGGAAUUGCUGA
Molecule: messenger RNA, 558 nt
Organism: Serpula lacrymans var. lacrymans S7.9
Lineage: Eukaryota; Fungi; Basidiomycota; Agaricomycetes; Boletales; Serpulaceae
Exons: 1
Coding region: 1-558 (185 amino acids)
Molecular function (GO): nucleic acid binding; zinc ion binding
Source: RefSeq, a predicted model, not a curated record